CCGAAUAUAUGCGAUAAAGUAAAAAUGGAGGAUGUGACAAUAUUUAAGUUUCAAGUUUUGUUCAAAUAUAGACGGAAAUUUACAUCAUAUGGGACUAUCGUGCUGUACAUGAUAUUAAUUACAAGCUAUUUAAUACCUGCAGACUCUAAAGAGAACUGUGAUGUUUCGUGUGAAAAUGGGAACUGCAAAAACGGGAAGUGUGUAUGUUUUCCAGGUUGGACAGGUACUUCUUGUCAGUCGUGCGGUGGUCGCGUCAGGUUAACAGACCCCAGUGGCUAUAUUCAUGAUGGUGCUGGAAAUUACAGUACAGAUAGUAAGUGUUCCUGGCUGAUAGACAGUGGUCAGGACAACGUUCCCAUUCACUUUCGCCUGAAACACUAUGCCACAGAAUGUUCCUGGGAUCACCUGUACAUAUAUGAUGGAGACUCGGCCUUCUCCCCACUUCUAGCAGCUUUUAGUGGAUUGGUUGUACAAGAGACGUUAAAAAACCAGAGCCAUAGUGUCCCAGAAGUCACAACCAAGUCGGGCAAAGCUUUUCUUUAUUUCUUCAGUGAUGCAGCUUACAACAUAUCAGGAUUCAAUAUUUCAUAUCAAAUCGGAGGUUGUCCCAAUAAUUGCUCUGGUCAUGGAAGCUGUAAUGGGCAUGUCUGUAACUGUAGCCAAGGCUGGAGAGGUGUCUCAUGCUCUGAGGAGAUAUGUCCCAAUGAUUGUGGGAGAUAUGGACGCUGUAACUACACUGUAGGGGGAUGCUAUUGUAACACGGGGUUCUUAGGUCCAAGGUGCAAUUUAACAGAGAAGAAUGGCACAUGGGAACAAGUAGCGUACACUACCUCUGUACACAUAGAUGGAAGAGCUUCUCAUAGGACUGUGUUACAUGGAGAUCACAUGUGGUUGAUUGGGGGAGAACAUUUUGGUGGAUCUACAUUUCAGCAGAUAGCAAGAUUUGAUAUGGUAAACAAGUUUUGGGAAGCAGUAGAGCCCAGCACAGUUAUAAAUCCACCCAAAAGAUAUGGACAUACACUGGUAAUGAUACAGAAUGACAUAUAUAUGUAUGGAGGACUGGUGGGCAAAAAGCAAGUGACUAAUGAACUGUGGAAGUUCAAUAUAAAUACAAAAGACUGGUUGCUGGUCAACCAGACUGGACUUCAGGUUGUUGGACACACUGCCCACUACGUGAAUGGUGAAAUGAUAGUCAUAUUUGGACACAGUCCUGUCUUUGGUUACUUGAAUACUGUGCAGAAAUGUGAUAUAGUCAUUGGAUCCUGUCAGCUUGUCCAGACAUCAGGGGCAAUUGUAAAGGGAGGUUAUGGCCAUACAAGUGUUUACCAUAAAGAUAAGAUCUAUGUUCAUGGUGGCUACCACUCCACUGCAGUAUCCACAUACAAGAUAUCAGAUGAAUUAUAUAGCUUUGAAACAACCACAAACAAAUGGGUGAUUUUACACAGCAGUGGCCAGAGGCGCUACCUUCAUUCAGCAGUUGUCAUCAGUGGACUAAUGUUGGUGUUUGGUGGAAAUACACACAAUGAUACUUCUACCAGUCAUGGGGCAAAAUGUCAUUCCCUUAAUUUUUUGGGAUAUGACCUUGGUUGUGAUCAGUGGUACACCUUACCUGAGCCCAGGGUGAGAGGAGAUCUCGCAAGAUUUGGACAUUCAGCAGAAGUGUAUGAUCAGAAAAUGUUCAUCUAUGGUGGCUUUAAUGGACUUAUGUUAGGAGAUAUGUUUCAGUACACACCAGGAAAAUGUGAAAAGUAUGGAACCAAAGAAGACUGCAUUUCCACUCACCAGGGCUUGCGAUGUACUUGGUUGGACAAAUGUUAUUCACUAGAAGAUGCAGAGAAAAUGCCCGGGACGAGGGUUGAGCCUUGGUGCAAAAGAAAAGACAUUGGGAAGAGCUAUUGUGAAAAUUUCACUUCCUGUCCAAGCUGUCAAGAGAAUACAUACAACUGCACUUGGUGUGGGCAUCAUUGCAAGUCCAAGGAUAACUGUAGUUCUUUUAAUGGUCUCCAGGAUACAUGUUCAUCACAUGACCAAGGUGCAGAGUGUCCCUAUCUACACAAUUGUGCAGCAUGCUUUCUGGCCUCAGCCAAUUGCACUUGGCGAGAUAGUACUAAAGACUGUUUUCAUGAUGGCACCACAGACCAGGCAGUGCUUGCAGAGGGAGAGGUGGAUUACCAACAACGCUGCAAUCCUCCCUGCUCCAGCUUUAAUGACUGUGGCAACUGUACCUCAGCCAAGUGUAUGUGGUGUGGUAGUGAGAACCGCUGUGUGGACUCUAAUUCCUAUGUGGCGUCUUUCCCUUAUGGACAGUGCCUGGAGUGGACCACUGAAGAGAAAAGAUGUGCAGCGACCAAAUGUUCAGAGCUAAGGACUUGUGAACAGUGCCAGUCUAAUCCACUGUGUGGCUGGUGUGAUGAUGGCUCUAACACAGGGAUAGGCCACUGUAUGGAGGGGGACAACCAGGGACCAGUGGUCAGAAAUGGCUCCAUUGUACUGACCAAACCAGCCUUGUGUCCAGCACCAAGUUGGUACUUCUAUAGUUGUCCAUUAUGUCAGUGCAAUGGCCAUAGUGAAUGUUACAACAAUACAGCCAUCUGCAAGAAAUGCACUCAAAAUACACAAGGUUCCCAGUGUGAAAUAUGUGCACCAGGGUAUUUUGGUGAAGCCACCAAUGGAGGGAUCUGCAAACCAUGUGAAUGCAAUGGUCAGGCAGACUUCUGUGAACAUGACACAGGGAUGUGCCACUGCCGCACCAGAGGAGUACGAGGAAAUUUUUGUGAAGUAUGUGACAAGGACAACCGUUACUAUGGCAAUCCAAAGACUGGGACAUGCUUUUAUGAACUGCCCACAGACUACCAAUUCACCUUUAAUCUUUCCAAGGAAGGUGACCGAUACUUCACUCAGAUCAAUUUUAUGAAUAAACCUGGAACUAAUGAUCGAGAUUUAGAGUUUAUGAUCAAUUGUUCAAAGCCAGCAUUGAUGAAUAUUACAGUAGCUGUUGACGGAAAACCAGAGACUACUAGGGUAGAACUACAUAGUUGUUUGCAUAAUUAUCCAUACAAGACAAAAUUUCUACACAAGGAUUACAAUUUUGGUGAAGGCACAAACACCACAUUCUAUGUAUAUGUGUAUAAUUUCACAACACCUAUGUGGUUACAGAUCUCAUUUCAAGCACGGUAUGCCUAUCUGUUUCCAAUUCCAAUUAAUUUACCAGUAUUUUUUGGUGCCUUUCUUGGUUGUUUUAUAUCCCUCCUUUUGAUUGCCAUAAUUAUAUGGAAAAUCAAGAUCCGGUAUGUUCUCUACUUAUCAAGACAGCGGAUGUUUGUCCAGAUGCAGCAGAUGGCCAGCCGUCCAUUCAGUAUAGUUAGCCUGGACUUACAAGGUGGAAAUGAUGAGGAACAUUUACAGCUCAAGGAAAAACCAUUACCACAACCUCCUGUAGAUCUUCGGAAAAGGAUGAAAAAUAAUUUAAAGCCUUGCAAAUCCAGCCCAGUAGCUAUAGAGCCAUUACGUGGCCAUAAAGCUGCGGUGCUGUCCAUAGUCAUCCAAUUGCCCACUGGUGAUGAAGAUUUCACACCUCAAGGCCAGAAUGGGUUAGCUAUAGGCAGUGCUCUAGUUUCAUUAGGUCCUGGAAUUCAACGAGAGAGGAAAAGUAGUGUAGACCACAGUAAAUCCGACAAAUCAAAGCACAAAGGGAAACAGGCGCAGUCUCCUACCAGUGACAUUUGUGUGUAACACAGGACUGUCCUCGCUGGGUAGCAACAAACUUGUUCACAGUUUAUCAUUCUUAAAGGUUUUUUUUUUACAAUUAAUGGAAUGAAGAAUUCCAUAGACAAAUGAAACUGAUAGAUGGUAGACAAAUGAUAAGCAUUAGAGGUGAUUCUUAUUAGGCAGCACAGCAUUGCUGUUGUGUGGAAUAUCUCUGGUAUUGAUAAUUAUAGCGUACUUGUCUCUAUAAGACAUUUAAAAUGAAUGUGAUAUAGUUAUUAAAUUUUUCUUACAUUUGUUAUAGUUGUAAUGAAGCUAGAUCUUUUUUGCCUGACAGGCACAAAAUGAGUAACAGUAGCAUCAAGUAAAUCUUCAAUUGUCAAUUGACAUGUUGUUAGUAUGAUUAUCAGGGAGGGUGGAUAAGGACAUAAUUGAUCAAAAUGUCUCAUUGAUAAGAUGCACAGCUGAAUGUGAUAAGAAGAAAUUGUUUCAGAUUAACUGUAUUUCAAGAAGAAACAUGUUCUUUUCUGUCCUUGUUUGUUACAUUUUCCAGAGAUGAAUGUGUAUCCAAGAAGUUGUGUCCCAUAUUUGAAAUAGUUGAACACUGGUGAAAUACAUUUAUAAUGCAGAUUUACAGUUACGAGUCGAAUGCAACUUGGGAAUAUUCAGCCUUCAGGUAUUAAGUGCAAUAGUAAUAUGUCAGUUGAUACUUGUUCAUAUAAAUAUUCACUUGGUGCUUAUGUAAAAUUACUAUGGAAAAAAAGAGCAAAUAAAAUUUUCUAUAUAUUUAAA
Lingula anatina is the source of this 4497-nucleotide messenger RNA. RefSeq names its product attractin-like protein 1. Lineage: Eukaryota; Metazoa; Brachiopoda; Lingulata; Lingulida; Lingulidae. The record is from RefSeq and is a predicted model, not a curated record. Gene Ontology annotation, molecular function: protein binding. Gene Ontology annotation, cellular component: Golgi apparatus.